AUGGGAGUGCUGCCACAGCUGGAACUUCAAGAACUGGUAAAGUUCACUUCACUUGCAAUAGGAUCGGCACUUACAUCACUAGAAGUGGGCUGCUUUGCUUUAGCAGAAAGUUGCCAGAACAUAUCAGGAGGAUUAUGGGGAACUGUAAUUAACAUCCUUCUGGACACAUCUGAAUGCAGCAUGGUGCGAAGAGAGGCUGCAUUUAUUCUCCAGAAUCUUUUGGUUAUCCCACUGCCGGCUGAAGAGGCUAAAGACUCCAUUUGGCAGGGGCCUUGUGUACAUGAUGAAGGAUCUGGCCUAUCUCUGACUGGAAAACCUGCUCUGCAGGCCUUGCUAUACCACUGCCACUUCUAUGAGCAUUUGAAUGAGAUGGUGAAGGGGUGCUACCUGGGUCGGUAUACAUUUGAUGUGGAUUUUUCUGUGGGAGAUUGCCUGGUAUCAGCAAAGAAUGGCAUGAAUGACUUUGAAGAUUCUCUUUCUGCUUGGAGAGUCCAGAGUGGUGAAAGCCAAUCUCCAAGCUCUCGGUCAACUUCUGACACUUGGAUAAUUUCAGUAUCGCCAUCACCGGGAUGUGCUAUGGAACUAGAAGCACCCUCUUCACCAGCUGUUAGUCUCAUUCGUGAUGUGGCAGUGAACCGAUUCAUAGCUCAAGGUCAGAGUGACACAACCACAACAGCAUCUUCAAGUCCACAUGAUUCCCCAGAGACUGUCACUAGACCUAAUCAGUGUGCGGUAGUCACACCCCCUCUCCUAUCAGCUGUGUGUGGCUUGUUGGACAACUUGCUUGUUGUUACUCCAAAAGAGACUACGACUGCUCUUCGGAGAGCACAUACACUAACUGUUCUCAGUAGUCUUGUAAAUUCUGGCUUGCUAGAGAGAUGCAUCUUUGAAAUGAAAGCUCCCCUACCUCGGCCAUCUCAUAUGGAAUAUUCCAAAAUGCAGAUUUUAUUUCUACUGGAAUUUGUUUCAUCAUUGUCUCGACUGUUGAGAUCAUGUUUGUUGGUAGAUACCCAUCUUGUGCUGCAGGAUGAGUUAUUGAAGCCUCUCUUGGAAAAGUUCUUUGUGAUUCUUUCCCUUAGAUCCAAGGACAUUACAGGACCUGAAUUAUCAUCUGCAGUUCAUCAAACAUGGGAAGACCUGCUUAUUUUUUUGGCUACACUGUUAAGAAAAUGUGGCCAUGGUGCGCUACAACUUGUAACUCUUGCAUUAGCAAAGCAUUGGGCUUCAGUAAUAGAUACACUAUGUGAAUGUAUCCAUCUUUCUACCAGACAACCUAGUUUGUGUGUGGCCUGCUUAUAUUUCCUAGCCCUUCUUUUUACUGAAGAAGGGAAGAGAGAGUUCAACAAUAAAGAGGAUGCUUGCUACCACCCAACAGUAUCUUUCCUUCUUGAGGAAAAGAAGAACCAAUCAUCUGUAAUCAAGCUCUGUGAAUUACUCAUUCAGACCUAUGAAGUAAACUCUUUUCAGGAUGUGGUCAAACGAGUUGCUGCAAGUGCCCUGCUUCCCUUUUUAGCUGUUAGUAGAAGUGCCCAGAAAUGUGCUCUAGAAGGCAACCUGAUAGAGACUGGCUUGGAACAGAUGAAACAUAUUUAUACAGAACUGAAUCUAACUUUCUUGAAGCUUGGAAAAGCGAUCCAAAGAAAAAGGGAAGACAACCUGAGCAAAGAAUUAAAACUCGUCAUGCAUCUCCUAAGAAAUUGUUUCUUUCAAAAUGAAUCCUGCAAAGCAGCAGCCCUUGGAACUCAUCUUAUUUCUGUUUUGCAUGCUUUGUGGCCAUGGCUUCUAAUGGAUGAUUCCUUGAUGCAAGCAGCAUUGCAUUUGCUUUGUGUCUAUACUGCAAACUAUCCUUCAGGUUGUGCUUCCCUUUGUGUGACAAGUAGUGGCUUGUGCCCCUUCCAGACAACCCAAAGAACUGCAGCUGGGAACGCACUGAUGCAUCACAUUAUGAAGUUAGCAACUCAAACUCUCUCUGAGAACAGUGUCAUUCAGCAGAUGACCUUUAACCUUCUGGCAAACCUGGUUAUAUCUCAAGACUGUAAGGGUGUUCUUCAGAAGAAUAAUUUUCUACAGAAUUUUUUGUCACUGUCAUUGCCAAAAGGAGGAAAUAAAAGCCUCAGUGUGCUGGCUAUUGCUUGGAUAAAACUCUUACUAAAUUUAUCGUUUGGAGAAGAUGGACAGCAAAUGAUUGUGAAAUUGAAUGGUGGCUUGGAUCAACUUAUAGAGAUGGCCAAAUAUAAACACAGAAACAAUCCAUACAUGAUCCUUCUGAUUCUGCACAAUAUCUGCUUUAGUCCAGCCAACAAACCCAAGAUACUAGCAAAUGAUAAAGCUGUUGCAUUACUAUCUGCCUGUCUGGAAAGUGAUAGCUCUAUAGCUCGAAGAAUAGGAGCAUCUGCAAUUUGGGCUUUGCUUCACAAUUAUCAGAAGGCAAAAGUGACUUUGAAGAAUCCAUCAAUAAAAAGAAGGGUAGAAGAAGCUUUUAUGUUGGGAAAGAAAAGUCUUGAACAGCCACAAGAAAGUCAAGAGGAAGCCUACUACUUAAAGUGCCUGGAAACACUUGUGCAGCUUCUCAGCAGUUGACAGACACCAUGUUAACACAGGGCACAUCAGUAGGACUGGCUUCUCCAGAAGGCAUCAGAACUAAAAUGGCAUAUUAAAUAUGAAAUCCCUUGCACUAGAUUAUCUACCAAGAAAAGUGGGGGGAAAUGCACAUUUUUUGACUUAAUAGAAGAGUCUAUCAUACCAAAGAAUGUAUAGUAAAUGUUUCCAUGGAAACACUGUUCCAGCAUUAUGAUGUUACAGGUGGUCGAUGUAAGAAAGUAAUGAAAUAACUGAUUUUAAUUAUGUAAAUUGUAAUUAUGUGAAUGUGUUUGCAGUGUUUGAGCUUGUAUUAAUAAAGAGGUCUGUUUUAUUA
This is a messenger RNA of Python bivittatus (Burmese python), 2914 nucleotides long. The record is from RefSeq and is a predicted model, not a curated record. NCBI's taxonomy places the organism in Eukaryota, Metazoa, Chordata, Lepidosauria, Squamata, Pythonidae.